AUGAACAGGGCCGCAAUUGCCAUCUCCCUACUGGCGGAGGUUGACCUGCUGUGCGAGCAGCACGACGACUGCCGCGUGAAGUUGGACACGCUCCUGCAGCUGUUGUCGUCGCGGCAGCCCAGCGCAGUGCAGGCCCUCGACUUCAGCCCUGAAGCCGCCGGGGUCUUGACUCCUAAGACCACCAACAAGCCUUGCCAGGACGCUGUGCCUCUAGCCUGCGGCUUCACCAUGAAGAAAAUCAGCCGCAAGCAUGGCUCUAGGGGCGAAAAAGAGAACUCAUUUGUAGAUGCCCUCUCAGACUCUGUGUCCAAUAUGCGCAUAGAAGCCAUGAGACAGGCUGGGCCUAGAGACGAUGUCGCAUCUCCGUGUGUUGACAGCAGCAAUGACGACUUUGUUAUUUCUGACGCUCAAAACAAAAUUGGCUCGCAUUGGCUUGCUAUCAAGUCACGCCUCAAGUUUCUUAGUCAAGCAAGCACUAAGUUGGGCCGCUACAAACUUGAUACUGAGAAGUCUACCUGCCCAGGAUCACCGUCUCUUGAACACAGAGAAACUGCCCUAAAGUUGCCGCUCUGGUCAAGUCCUGCGAACAACAACAGUGAACAUGAAGCCAAUAGAGAAGAAGAAGACGUGUCGAGCAAUAGUUUGCUGCAGGCCUACUUCCCCGGGCUGUGCGAGGUCUACCUCAGCGUGGGGGCUAUGCUAGCCAGCCUACACAGACUAGGCUCUCGGUGGCAGGCGGCUCAGGACACCAUUGACACUGUCUGCCGUGCUCAUGACGUGAUGCAGCAGACAGCGCAGCAGCAGUGCCGGCACAUUUACGACGUGUUGGGGUCUGCUGGCUACACUCCUGCCGACGCCCAGCGAUGUGGCGUGUACGCCACCAACACCUUACUUGUGGGUUGGUGCAGCGUGCAACAGUCUGCCGUGCAGCUACUGGUCGCCCGUGAUCGCUGGACAGAAGCAUCGCAGCUCUGCAACUCUGCCAUCGAAUCUGCAACAGCUCUGCCUGUAGAGAGCGUGCAGCGGCACCACUGCCACCUGUUGCCCCUACUGCAGCAGGCGCGUCACCUCGUCAACGCCUGCAACUACCUGGCCAACAGGACCAGAGGGGGAAGUCCAUCUCUGCGGAUUCCCCUGGGGAGCCCCGUGCCGUGCCCCACGGUGGGGGUGAUCACGCCCCGCCAGUCCCCCACCCGCUCCUCGGACCCUCCUCCUCUCCAUCGUGGGCCUCUGAACUACCCACGGUCCCCCAGACGCAGGCACAUGUCCUCCGACUCUGAUGAAGACACUGUAAGCCUCAGCAACCUGAGUAACGAAACAGCGCCUCUACAAUUAAAAAAUAAGCUGAAUAACUUGUCACAUGCAGAUGAUGAACCCAAAGUCCGGGGUCGAAGUUACAGGAAAAAUGAUAUAAAAGCUUAUGGGAGUCGUGCAGAGAAAAGCUUUGAUGCUAGUAAGGGAUCUCAAGCGUCUGUAGGCAAGAGAAAACUCAUCCCACCUAAAAUUAUUGUCAUACCAGAAUCACUUGAAACAAAUCCCUCUGUGGCAUCAUGCGAGAAAGACAAAGAAAUGGAAGAUUGCAAAUUUAAUCUCUUGUCUGCAAAGCAGAAAAUUUAUAACUUGUGUUUUAGUGACAAAAGUAGUGAUAAAAGUGAUGGUGUUUCUUCUGAAGAAGCGUCAUUACUUCCUCUGAACGAUGCUAAUGUAAAAAAAUCUAGCUUACGUCUCCUUCGUGCCAAUGCCGGCAGUGCUGCAAACUGUCCCACGACUAAAACAAACGAAAUGAAAAAGAACAAGUUGACCACCAAGAAGAUUCCCGACUCUAAUUCCUGUGUCCAGCCACGUAGAACUAGAGCAAAAAAUAAAGACGGUUCUGACGUAGAAAAUAUAAGUGAGAAGAAAGUGGUGGCCAAAAGAGCGCCUAGAAGCACCGCUGAGACGACGAGAGAUGAGAGAUCAGAGGCCGCCACUGCCAGGAGAACUAGAACUGCAAUGCGCCAAGUGGUCAGCUGA
Messenger RNA from Hyalella azteca, 2013 nucleotides. RefSeq lists its product as uncharacterized. The coding region runs from base 1 to 2013 and encodes 670 amino acids. Lineage: Eukaryota; Metazoa; Arthropoda; Malacostraca; Amphipoda; Hyalellidae. The transcript is spliced from 6 exons. The record is from RefSeq and is a predicted model, not a curated record.